AUGAAACUACUCAAGGAACCCGACCUCAUGUCUCCUCAAAACUCCGAGGCACUGAAAAUGUUCGAGGAAGACCGCCCUAGGUUUGACCAAAAGGCUCGGGAAUGGGCUGUUAAGUUCGCAGGUGCCUCUAUUAUUGAGAAUGACUAUGGAGGGUACAGCCGUGAUCUGGUCCAACGAUUUGUUGAUAUGGGAUUCAGGAUAGUGGCUGUAGUAGAGGCAUUUAAAUACGUGGGUAUAGAUCGAAACAAUGGUCUCGAUUAUACUCUCGAGGAAGCCUACGAAGGCGACAUUUUGGCAAAGCUGUACGAUGCCUAG
Messenger RNA from Fusarium venenatum, 315 nucleotides. The record is from RefSeq and is a predicted model, not a curated record. NCBI's taxonomy places the organism in Eukaryota, Fungi, Ascomycota, Sordariomycetes, Hypocreales, Nectriaceae.